UCUCUCUCUCUCUCUCUCUCUCUCUCUCUCUGAAUCACAGCCAUGGCCGCUCUGCAAUACCUAGAAUCCUCGCGCAACGCGCACCCGGAGCUCGCCGAAUGGUACAAUUCCCUUGCAGAUCUGUACCAGAAGAAGCUGUGGCACCAGCUCACUCUCAAGCUCGAGCAGUUCGUUGCUCUCGCCGUCUUUCAGGCUGGCGAUGCUCUGAUACAGUUAUAUCACAACUUCAUCACAGACUUCGAGACCAAAAUCAACCUUCUGAAGCUUGCACAUUUUGCAGUUAUUGUGUCUCGUCAGUAUCCAGAGAAAGAAUCUGCUAUCAAUUACCUUGAAGGGGUGAUUGAGAAGUUGCAAGCCACUAAAGAGCAACGGAUUGAGGAACCAAUCCUUUACAUCAAGAUGCAAAUAGCAAUAAUCAAACUUGAGCAACAGGACCAGAAGGAGUGCAAAAAGCUUCUAGAAGAUGGAAAGAGCACACUGGACAGUAUGACUGACAUUGAUCCAUCUGUUUAUGCCAGUUAUUACUGGGUAUCAUCUCAAUACUAUAAGUUCCGCCAGGAAUUUGCUGAGUUCUACAAGAGUGCUCUUCUUUAUCUAGCAUACACAUCAGUGGAGUCUCUCUCAGAUUCAUUUAAGCUGGAUUUGGCAUUUGAUCUGUCCCUUUCUGCGCUCCUGGGAGAUAAUAUCUACAACUUUGGAGAGCUACUUGCCCAUCCUAUUAUUAAGAGUCUUCUAGGGACAAAGGUAGAGUGGCUUUACUAUAUUCUUCAAGCAUUCAACUCUGGUGAUUUAGGUCGUUAUCAAGAGUUAUGCCGUGUGCACAAUGCUGCUCUGAGUGCUCAACCGGCACUAGUUGAGAAUGAGAAGAAGCUUUUGGAAAAGAUCAACAUUUUGUGCUUGAUGGAAAUUAUUUUCAGCCGACCAUCGGAAGAUCGAACUAUACCUUUGAGUAUCAUUGCAGAGCGUACAAAACUUUCGAUUGAGGAUGUGGAACAUCUUCUUGUGAAGAGCCUUUCUGUUCAUCUGAUUGAGGGAAUCAUUGACCAAGUUGAGGGAACCGUCCAUGUUUCAUGGGUGCAGCCAAGAGUUUUGGGAAUUCCACAGAUUAAAUCUGUGCGUGAUCGGUUGGAUGGUUGGUUGGAAAAAGUGCAUACGGCUUUGUUAUCUAUCGAGGCUGAAACACCUGAUCUUGUUGCAUCGUGAGUGAUGUCCUAGUGUAACAUUCCUUAGGAAAAAGUGGGGGGUAAAAAUUUGCAAGGCGGCCAAAGGAAACAUUAGUCUCAUUUGCUUGAGCACCUGGACCUACUUUUGUAUGUUGCGUUUUCCUGAAAUCAUUUUCCUCAUGUACUUCACUUGGGACUAAUUCCAUUUUACAGUAGCAUGCCUAGAGGCAUGGUGAUCAAAUUGAAAAACGGCUGUUUACCUUUUAUGUUCAAAUUUUCUUAGAUACCGUAACGUGUGUUCAAAUUGAAAGACAGCUGUUUACCCUAUA
This is a messenger RNA of Argentina anserina (silverweed cinquefoil), 1492 nucleotides long. RefSeq names its product 26S proteasome non-ATPase regulatory subunit 13 homolog B. Gene Ontology annotation, cellular component: nucleus; cytosol; proteasome regulatory particle, lid subcomplex. Gene Ontology annotation, biological process: ubiquitin-dependent protein catabolic process. The transcript has 6 exons. The record is from RefSeq and is a predicted model, not a curated record. Gene Ontology annotation, molecular function: structural molecule activity. NCBI's taxonomy places the organism in Eukaryota, Viridiplantae, Streptophyta, Magnoliopsida, Rosales, Rosaceae. The coding region runs from base 43 to 1203 and encodes 386 amino acids.